AUGACGUUUCCCUUUCUGUUUUCUCCAGAUCCCGAUUUGCUAGAUCGAUUCGUUGCUCCCUUCAGGAAACGAAAACCAGUCCGCGUCUACAUGGACGGCUGCUUCGACAUGAUGCACUACGGCCACUGCAACGCGCUCCGGAUGAUAUUGGUGAAGGCUGUUAAGCGGGUGGAUGAGGUUAUUCCCGAUGCUCCUUACGCAAUCACGGAGGAGUUCAUGAAGAGGUUGUUUGAUGAGUAUCGGAUUGAUUACAUUAUCCAUGGGGAUGAUCCUUGUGUUCUUCCUGAUGGAACUGAUGCUUAUGCCUUGGCUAAGAAGGCUGGGAGGUAUAAGAAGAUCAAGCGUACUGAAGGAGUUUCCAGCACUGAUAUCGCUGGAACGAACUUUCGAUAUGGAAACUUUGAUUCUUCUUCCGCUGAGAAUGGGUUUGAGUCUUAUAGGUAG
Molecule: messenger RNA, 444 nt
Organism: Brassica napus (rape)
Lineage: Eukaryota; Viridiplantae; Streptophyta; Magnoliopsida; Brassicales; Brassicaceae
Product: ethanolamine-phosphate cytidylyltransferase-like
Exons: 3
Coding region: 1-444 (147 amino acids)
Biological process (GO): phosphatidylethanolamine biosynthetic process
Cellular component (GO): cytoplasm
Molecular function (GO): ethanolamine-phosphate cytidylyltransferase activity
Source: RefSeq, a predicted model, not a curated record